Mauremys reevesii (Reeves's turtle) is the source of this 4944-nucleotide messenger RNA. RefSeq names its product ariadne RBR E3 ubiquitin protein ligase 1 (gene ARIH1). Bases 220 to 2007 code for a protein of 595 amino acids. Gene Ontology annotation, cellular component: nucleus; cytoplasm; ubiquitin ligase complex. The transcript has 15 exons. NCBI's taxonomy places the organism in Eukaryota, Metazoa, Chordata, Testudines, Geoemydidae. Gene Ontology annotation, biological process: positive regulation of proteasomal ubiquitin-dependent protein catabolic process; ubiquitin-dependent protein catabolic process; protein polyubiquitination. The record is from RefSeq and is a predicted model, not a curated record. Gene Ontology annotation, molecular function: zinc ion binding; ubiquitin protein ligase activity; ubiquitin conjugating enzyme binding.
GCGCGCACGGCAGAGCCCCGCCAAGCGUACGUGCGUGCGUGUCGCGACGCGCGGUGACGGAGCGGGUCCGCCGCGUCCCUUUGUUGGCUCAGCGGCGGCGGCGGCGCUGUGUGUUGUUGUCCCGCGGACAGAGGCAGGCCGCGGCGCAGGAGCAGCCAGGAGCCCGCGCGGGGGGAGGGCUCAGGGUCGGCGCGGGCAGCUCCGGGCCGCCGCCUCGCCAUGGACUCGGACGAGGGCUACAAUUACGAGUUCGACGAGGACGAGGAGUGCAGCGAGGACAGCGGCGCCGAGGAGGACGAGGACGACGACGACGAGGACGACGAGCCCGACGACGAUAACCUGGACCUGGGCGAGGUGGAGCUGGUGGAGCCCGGGCUGGGCGUAGGAGGCGAGCGCGACGGGCUGCUGUGCGGGGAGACGGGCGGGCUGGGCCCCGGCGGCGGCAGCGGGCUGGGCGGCGGGCCGGGCCCCGGCGGGGGCGGCGGCGGCCACGAGCAGGAGGAGGACUAUCGCUACGAGGUGCUGACGGCCGAGCAGAUCCUGCAGCACAUGGUGGAGUGUAUCCGGGAGGUCAACGAGGUCAUCCAGAAUCCGGCAACUAUCACCAGAAUACUACUUAGCCAUUUCAACUGGGAUAAAGAGAAGCUGAUGGAAAGGUAUUUUGAUGGCAACCUGGAGAAACUUUUUGCUGAGUGUCAUGUAAUUAAUCCAAGUAAAAAGUCUCGAACACGUCAGAUGAACACAAGGUCAUCAGCCCAGGACAUGCCUUGUCAGAUCUGCUAUCUGAACUAUCCCAACUCGUACUUUACUGGCCUAGAGUGUGGACAUAAGUUCUGUAUGCAGUGCUGGAGUGAAUAUUUAACUACCAAAAUAAUGGAGGAAGGCAUGGGACAGACUAUUUCAUGCCCUGCUCAUGGCUGUGAUAUCUUAGUUGACGACAAUACAGUUAUGCGUCUGAUCACAGAUUCAAAGGUUAAAUUAAAGUACCAGCAUUUAAUAACUAAUAGUUUUGUAGAGUGUAAUCGACUGUUAAAAUGGUGUCCUGCCCCAGACUGCCACCAUGUUGUUAAAGUUCAGUAUCCUGAUGCUAAACCUGUUCGCUGCAAAUGUGGACGUCAGUUUUGCUUUAACUGCGGUGAAAAUUGGCAUGAUCCUGUUAAGUGUAAGUGGUUAAAGAAGUGGAUUAAGAAGUGUGAUGAUGACAGUGAAACUUCCAAUUGGAUUGCAGCAAACACAAAGGAAUGCCCAAAAUGCCAUGUGACCAUUGAAAAAGAUGGAGGCUGCAAUCACAUGGUCUGUCGGAACCAGAACUGUAAAGCAGAGUUCUGCUGGGUAUGUCUUGGCCCUUGGGAGCCACAUGGAUCUGCCUGGUACAACUGUAAUCGCUACAAUGAGGAUGAUGCAAAGGCAGCAAGAGAUGCACAGGAGCAGGGAUUUGAAAUCUGCCAGGGGGAUGGCCCUGUGGUCAGAGGAGAGCCUUUUGCUGCCUGGCAAAAAUCCAUUAAGGGAUUGGAUAAAAUGAGCUUUGAAGGGAUAGAAUUAACACAGCGAUCCAGAGCAGCCCUGCAGAGGUACCUGUUCUACUGCAACCGCUAUAUGAACCACAUGCAGAGCCUGCGCUUUGAGCACAAACUCUAUGCUCAGGUGAAGCAGAAAAUGGAGGAGAUGCAGCAGCACAACAUGUCGUGGAUCGAAGUGCAGUUCCUGAAGAAAGCAGUUGACGUCCUCUGCCAGUGUCGUGCCACACUCAUGUACACUUAUGUCUUUGCCUUCUACCUCAAAAAGAAUAAUCAGUCCAUUAUCUUUGAGAAUAACCAAGCAGACUUAGAGAAUGCUACGGAGGUGCUUUCUGGGUAUCUGGAGCGAGAUAUAUCCCAAGAUUCGCUGCAAGACAUAAAGCAGAAAGUACAAGAUAAGUACAGAUACUGCGAGAGUCGACGAAGGGUUUUGUUGCAGCAUGUGCAUGAAGGCUAUGAGAAGGAUCUGUGGGAGUACAUUGAGGACUGAGACUGGCCCUGCAUAAAAUGAACUCUGAAAACUUUACCAUCUAGAGUGCUCAUGCAAUUAAAACAAAACACACACAAAAAGAGGCACUACGCCUAUUACACCGCUGGGUCUGUAGUACCGGGAUUCUGUUUUUCUAACAGAAAAUUUAAGUAAAUUAUAUUGUAAUAAAAAAGGUAGAUAAACCAUUGUACAACAGUAUUCUAGGCGGCCAAUAAGAGUGUGACAGACGCACUAAAAAAACCCUCCAACUUUAACUUGUAACGUAGCUUCAUUCUCCAAGCCGACUCCUUUUUUCUUUUCUUUUUUUCCUGUGUGUAGUACAGAUGAAAUUUAAACCAGUUUCUCGACACCGCUUUUCAUGUCCAAACCAGCCAUUUUGAUGUACUUCAGUAAGGGGUUCUCCCUCUCCCUCCUCCUCUCAUACACCCAAGGUCAUGAAUGAAUGUUGAUUGGCUCAUUGUAAAGAUGAUUCUCGGGGAGGGGAGGAGGGGGGUACACAGCAAGGAAAAAACUUUGUAUAUGACUUUUAAAACAAAAAGAGGACAACACAGUAUUUUUCAAAAUUGUAUAUAGCGCAUAUGCAUGGACAAAGAGCAAGCGUGGCACGUGUUUGCAUAAUGUUUAAUUACAAAAAAAUAUUUAUUCUUUAAAAAUCUUCAAGAUUAUGUCUAUUUGCUGUGCAUUUUCUUUGCUUUUUUUAAGCCCUGGGAUUGGGGUGGGGGAAGUGUGUGCUGGUGUAGUGACUCUUUUGCAGGUUUUUACCUGAGAAGUUUUCUCCUCUUCCUGCAUCUUUGAUUCCUUGGCCUCCAUGGUUUGUGUGUCCAUUGCUGGCAACGGAACCACCCCUUCAAAUUUCCAGCUCCUAAUGCAAACUGAUUAACUUGGUGUGCGUUUCAUUAGAGAUGAAUGUAUAUUGUGAUGCAGGAUGCUUUGUCUUUUUCACCCAGAAUGUCACCACAAUCAAACCUAGCCAUUCCCAUGCACCAAGGACAUGCGCUCUGAACCUGGCUGAUGUUCAAAUCUAUAGGAAGUGUGUUAGGAAUUUUUCUUUUGAUGGAGGAAAAGGGGGAUUCUCUCUUACACCACUUCUCAAAGAGCAUUGAAAGAAUUCAACUGUGGAUCUCUUCUCCCUCCCCCUUUAGCUAUCAAAUGGAACAUUCCUUGCUGUUUUUAAGUUUCACUUACAUUAUUACAAAUCGUGACGUUGAAAAGGAAGAUGGUGGAAUUGUCUGUUUGUUUUGGGCUCAGUUAUUGGGCAAACUGUCCUGGCAAGUAUUAAACACUCCAUCUAGUGCAGUAGCAAUUGAAAUCAUUGGGAUUUUUUUUCAUUUAAAAGGGGGUAAGAACUAAUGAGUUUUAGCUACUGAGUCCAUUUUUAUUAUUUCUGUAACGAGCUAUGUUAAAGUACACACUUGGUGGUGGUUUUAUUAAAUUUACUUCUGUAUAGGAAUCCCUUCUGUGGUAUUUUUCACCAGGCCAGUGUCCUAAAAGCUUGCUGAUAACCUACCAAGUUAAGGGGGAAGGAAUAAAGAAGGGUAGCUGAGGCAGUCUGCCGAGGUCCCUAAUAUGAAACACCAGUUUCUGCUGAAGUAGUCUUAGCCAUUUUCUUCAGCUCUCUUGCACCUGGAGGGGAUGCUGCUAAAUGCUGACAUCUACAGAAAGUUAGCUUUGCAAUUCCACUCCUGCUGUGCAUCAGCUUCCACUGAAAGGGCUUGUUUUCCUCAAGCCCUCUUUCAGAAUGACCAUAUGCACCCUCACAACUUGUGUUCUGUGCACUUUUCUUUAGAAGGCUGCUGUGAGAGAAAUUAAUCUGAGGGUUUAUAUCUGUGUGUAUAUAGUAAAGAGCUCUGUUCUGACAGGCUGGGCACACCACAAAAGGACAUCAUCUGGCCUCAAUUCUCAUUAAAACUGCUCUAUUGUUGCAGCUGUCUGCCACCCAAACUUUACUGAUUGGCUCUUGAAAACAUCAGGCCCAAAAUGUAUAUUUCAGGUUAAAAAUAUAAAUCAAAAUGCUUCCUAAAAUAACAUCUCCACCUGGAGUCAACUGAGGGGCACAGCUAGCUGUGCUUUGUGGGUGGAUGGGAGUCCCCUGAAAUGAAAUGUUCCUCAGCUGUUUAAAUCUCCAGUGGUCAGGUUUUAUCCUAUUUGCUUACUGUCCCAUCACCUGAGAAUUGAAACCCAAUGUACACAUAGGAACUUCAGCUCCUAAAGAUUAAGGGAUAUAUUGUGUUCUUAAAUCUUGAUCUCUGUAGACCUCAUUUAAGACAACUUAUUAAAACCAUCAUCUCCCAUGUAGUGUUUAAGUUCUGCAUAGGCUGUCACUGUUCACCUACUUGCUGACCCUUUAUCACAGCUUUCAAUACUCUAAUUCUCCAUAUUUAUUGAAAAUUAUCUUUUUCAGUAAUGCGGGCUGGGCAGAGUCCCUUGCCCAGUCUGAGACUGUUUGAUAAUUCACAUCAGCUGGCAGGCCCUUUCCUUUUUUUAAGGGCAAAUAUACUGCUACCUUGAUAUAACACAAAUUUGGAUAUAACGUGGUAAAGCAGUGCUGGGGGGGGGCUGUGCACUCCGGUGGAUCAAAGCAAGUUCAAUAUAACAUGGUUUCACCUAUAACGUGGUAAAAUUCUUUGGCUCCCAAGGACAGCGUUAUAUCGAGGUAGAGGUGUAUUUGCAAUUAGAAUGUAUGGACUGGAUGCUUGACAGCAGCAAUAUGCAAAAUAGUGAAUGGGCCUCAAUAACUUACACUGGGCUAACUUUAUGACAGGGUCCUACCAACAGAAAGCAGAAUAGCAACACUAUUAGCUUGCCUUCAGACCCCUAAAUCCCUUGUAACUCACUGCUGCUCUGGUGGUUUCUAUACUAUCUGGAUCAAUGACUGUUUUUAAUUAAGUUUUAGUACAACCACUGUAUUAGACGUUGAGUGAUGUAGAGCCACCUCCA